Molecule: messenger RNA, 4562 nt
Organism: Apodemus sylvaticus (European woodmouse)
Lineage: Eukaryota; Metazoa; Chordata; Mammalia; Rodentia; Muridae
Gene: Timp3
Product: TIMP metallopeptidase inhibitor 3
Exons: 5
Coding region: 324-959 (211 amino acids)
Biological process (GO): negative regulation of membrane protein ectodomain proteolysis; negative regulation of endopeptidase activity
Cellular component (GO): extracellular matrix
Molecular function (GO): protease binding; metalloendopeptidase inhibitor activity
Source: RefSeq, a predicted model, not a curated record
CUCUGCAGCCCGGGACUCUUGCUCACAGUGGGCAGCGGGCAGCCGCCAGCGCCAAGAAGCUUCUUCUCCCGCUUCUCCGCUUCCCGAUCCCUCUCCCGGAGGCCACUCGCUGGCUCCGCGGACUCGUGCUCCAGUCACCCUUGGCCACUUAGUCGUGUCCCGCCGGGCUACUUGGAAGGCGCUUCCCCGGAGCUCCGAGUUGCCCACCGUGCACAGUGCACGGUCAAACCCAGCAAGUGAGCUCGGACGGGAGCAUCCGCGCUAGCGCUCGGCAACUUUGAAGACAGGAGCGGCAGUCCCCGCAGCGGACCACAGCAGCUACCAUGACUCCCUGGCUUGGGCUUGUCGUGCUCCUGAGCUGCUGGAGCCUUGGGUACUGGGGCGCGGAAGCGUGCACAUGCUCGCCCAGCCAUCCCCAGGAUGCCUUCUGCAACUCCGACAUCGUGAUUCGGGCCAAAGUGGUGGGAAAGAAGCUGGUGAAGGAGGGGCCCUUUGGCACUCUGGUCUACACUAUUAAGCAAAUGAAGAUGUACCGAGGCUUCAGUAAGAUGCCUCACGUGCAGUACAUUCACACGGAAGCCUCUGAAAGUCUUUGUGGCCUUAAGCUAGAAGUCAACAAAUACCAGUACCUGCUGACAGGCCGAGUGUAUGAAGGCAAGAUGUACACAGGGCUGUGCAACUUUGUGGAGAGGUGGGACCACCUCACGCUGUCCCAGCGCAAGGGCCUCAAUUACCGCUACCACCUGGGCUGCAAUUGCAAGAUCAAGUCCUGCUACUACUUGCCUUGCUUUGUGACCUCCAAGAACGAGUGCCUCUGGACCGACAUGCUCUCCAAUUUUGGGUACCCUGGCUAUCAGUCCAAACACUACGCCUGCAUCCGGCAGAAGGGUGGAUACUGCAGCUGGUACCGAGGCUGGGCCCCCCCAGACAAGAGCAUCAGCAACGCCACAGACCCCUGAACCCAGACCUGCCCCACCUCUCCUCUAUCCCAUCCCGCUCAGCGUCCCGGACACUAACUCUUCCCAGAUGAUGACAAUGAAAUUAGUGCCUGUUUUCUCGCAAAUUUAGCACUGGGGACUUUUAAAGUCCCUGCUGUCUAUGGAGUUGAUUUGGAAAUACCUUCCUGGCCAUGCCCCUUCACCCUUCUUUUUGGUUUUGACAUCACCCAUUUCCAACUGGGGAAUCUCUGGUGCCAAGCCGGAAAGAAUGAGGCAUGUAUACACCUCUUCUUCGUGAUAUAUGAUCUAUAUUUUUUUAGGAAAACAGAAAUUGAAAAAUCUAUCCCAUCGGGGCAUUUUAAUAGCCAAUCUUCUUUCUUCUUCCUCUCUUGACCACACCCUAGACCCACUUCCAUAUACACUUCUUCAUCCCAGGACACAGGAAGCAUGGGCAAGGAAGUUGGCAGAAGUCCAACUGUUUCCCAAUCAGUCAAGGGCAGCAAGCAGACAGACGCCAGGUAUUUGAGAGGCCUUAUACACAGAGGAUAUACGACUGUGUGUCUGGAUCAGACAGUCUGUCUGUGUCUGCAUGUCAGAGUGAGGCAGUACCUUCUCCUACAGGGAAAGCACUGUAGGAGUGGGUCACAGUUUCCCAACCCUGUGAUACUUGGAUUGACCCAAUGUUUCAGAUCCUGGAACAAGCAUCCAAGACUAACAGAACUUUCGGAGUUGGCAAAGGCUUAAACAUCUGCCUGGGUUCAGCAGGCAAACCUGCCCAUCUGUACAAAACACUGAGAUAAAGGGCUGAGAGGAGGUCUUUCCUCUCCUGCCUCCCAUGAGACAGUCUCCUGGGAAUUUGUGGGGACGUUUGGCUGGAAGCGUGCCAGCAUGGAAGCUGGAGACACACACCUGACACUAUCCACAGAUAUAGUCAAGUAGAUAUGGGUAGAGGAUACUAUUUCCAAAGUAGCAUUUAGCUCAUCUAGGGGUCGUGUUUAUACAUACAUUUGCAUAUACCCGCAGGGGAUUAUGAGCUAAUUUUUUUAUAGGACACAGAAUUCUAUUCAAUGCUGUUAAAUAUGCAAAUAGUUUAAUCUCUUUUCUUUUGUUGUUUGAUGGGAAAUUGUGACAUUCCAAGUUGACUUUUUUUUUUUUAUCUGAAUUAAAAUUUGAAACUCUGACCACACUCAGCACCCUUUGUCCCUAUAACUGGGGUUAUCUGACCCUUCAUCUCCCUUCUUCAUUCUGUUUUGUGUCCCGGUGCCCUUCACUUAACUGCCCUACUGGCUGUCCGACGGCAGGGGAGUGUGAGUGUUAAGUUAGUGCCUUCACAUGAAAGGGGGCAGUUGGACAUCAUCCUACGUCAGUGACAUGACUCCUCUCCUGGAUCUGGGGAAAGCACACACUUCUUCCCCAGCUCAGUAAUGGGUAACUGUCACCUCCUGAGGUGUUCACCUCACAGAAUGAACAUAGUUGGUGACCGAGGGAGCCAGGCUCUGCCGUCCAACUGUAGGCUUUUUGUUGUGUCGUUUUUUUUGUUUUUUUUUAAAUAAAGUACAAUACAAAUUUUCCCAUUAAAUAAGAUUACUUUAAGUUUUUAGUGUCAACAUUGCAAUGCCAAUAGUAGGUGAGAGUGUAUUGCUCAGAGUUGGAGAUGGUAAGGCGGUGACAUUUAACAAGGUUACCCUCUGUCUCUUUUCAAGAUUAUGGGGUAUUUAUCCUCUAUUAGUAGCAUAUCUUUUUCAUUCCACUUUAAGAAACACAGUUACCAAUUGAGAGAGAGAGAGAGAGAGAGAGAGAGGGAACCAAACAAGUUCUAGUCUUCCCCCACCCCACACAAACCACUGCUUUGUCCAAGUGUUUGACAGAAUAGCAGGGCAAGAAGUUAGUUCAGAAGAUGGGUGUCAAGUUUCCUCCUGGCUGAUUUCAUUUCCCUGUAACUUUCCCCUGUGCUGACCGGGUUCCAUGGUGUGCAGCGAGAAGGAGCUGAGGCCAGCAAGACAAGUGGUUCUUAGAGCUGAACCUCUGGAUUACUGCUGGGAGUUGUCUGUUUCAACCUCAGAGUCUCCUAAUAUGGCACUCCUGCUCUGCCCUGCUCAAGUGCCCUCCCGUAUGUACACCCCAGCAUCUUCUUCAAGAGGUCUCUGGCCAUUCUCAGCCCCUGGUAAUCACCUCCCUCCUACAUGGACAGACUUGAGGUGAGGCCUGAGUUGAGGCCCCUGAAGAUAAAACCAAUUGACAGAGCCAAUGGCCCCAGUUGGCUAUUGAGGUCUUGGUGAGAAACCCUGGGCAAAGAAAGGUCUUUUGUAAAGUCCCAUCAUUGGAGAGCGGUUUUUAAGCUUUCGAUAAGCUACAGCUUUGUUUAUUUCACCUGUUCACUCACUGUAUAAUUUAAAGUCAUUUAUGUAGCUGAGACACUUUGGUAUUUCAAUCAUAUCGUGAAUGUUUUAUUUUGCUAAAUCAUGUGCCAUGUGUAGGCGGUCGUGUGUACACUGUGUCUAAGAGAAGAAGAAAAAAAAAAAAGAAAGGAAAAAAAAAAGAAACCCACAUGCCAUUGUUUUUUUUUCUGAUUCAAAUUCUACAGUAGAACCGAGGGCAGAAUACUGGGACCCAAGCACUCAGCUAGAAUGGAGAUUCAAAGAGACGGAAGGCACUAGAAACAGCCUCCUCCAGCCUCCUCCCCAUGGAAUCCUAAGGGUGGGAAGGAGAAGAAAAACAAAAACAAAAACAAAACAAAACAGAAACCAAAAGUACACUUAUGUCCUUGUCCUGUGCAGACUGUCCCUAGGUCAUCUGCCACCCACUCUCCGAGACCUUUCUCCCACUCAAGCGGGAAGCCACGUUUCUGCGGUCCAGGGCCACGGCCACUGUGACUCCCAGCUCUCGUGGUAUCAUCCAGGCAUCUUUUCUGCCUCCUGACCAAGGAUUGCUCUGCACACGCUCUGUUGCACAGGCUAGUCCUCUUCUACAGCCCGGGUGUGGAGCUUGAGGAGACCCCAGGUCUGCUUUCUCCAGGACUAGCCCUGCCACAUAGAUGCUGUAUCAUGCUGUGCUUCUUAAAACGAUAAAGGACACACAGUGACUUUUGGGGCUAGACCUGUCUGGGAGAUCAUGUGAGUUCAGGAGGUGUGACUCUUGCCUGCCUCACAUCAAGGUGCCAUUCAUAUAGUUGGCGCCCAGCUACUUAAAGUUAAAAAUAUCACUUUAGUAUUUGUAUCAGAGAAACUUAAAAAGUCUGAUGGUAGAAAUCGAGUGAAAUGGGAGAAGGCAGGAGAGAGAGGUCACAGUACAUCUAAGUUAGCUGUUUGGGUUGAGGAGUAGAGAGGACCCGGGAAAUGACUGUGCUCUGGGGACAGGGGUACCUUAGAUUCUCUGUCUACUUUUCCUCUAGCAAGUCUGCUGUGCUGAAGCCCAGUGGUGAUGAAGAGACGCCAGCCAGAGCAAACCCCAGCUAGAAGGAAUGUAUUUGUUGCUAAAUUUUGUAGCACUGUUUACAGUUUUCCUCCAUGUUAUUUAUGAAUUUUAUAUUCCGUGAAUGUAUAUUGUCUUGUAAUGUUGCAUAAUGUUCACUUUUUAUAGUGUGUCCAUUAUUCUAAACAGUAAAGUGGUUUUAUUUCUAUCACA